Molecule: messenger RNA, 1420 nt
Organism: Zymoseptoria tritici IPO323
Lineage: Eukaryota; Fungi; Ascomycota; Dothideomycetes; Mycosphaerellales; Mycosphaerellaceae
Exons: 3
Coding region: 14-1420 (468 amino acids)
Molecular function (GO): hydrolase activity
Source: RefSeq, a predicted model, not a curated record
AAAAAAGUCGGCCAUGGAUUGCUUCGUUGCCACACGGUUCUUGGUGAUGUCGGAUACUCACGGCGAUAGAUUCGAGCCUCCACCCGGAAGAUACGACGUGGUGAUCCACUGCGGUGACAUGAGUGAAGAGUCAAAAUUGCAGGAGUUCAGAACCACGAUCGAGUGCCUCAAGAAGGUCGACGCUCCGCUGAAGCUGGUCAUUGCGGGAAAUCACGACUUCACUCUGGACCCACCGAUGUUCAAGAAGAAGCUUGCCGAAGCAAGACUGGACGUGAACGACGAUGCAGUCCAGAGGGAGUACGGAAACUACGGACAGGCCCGGCGAUUAUUCGAAGAUGCGAAGCACGACGGGAUCAUGCUACUCGACGAAGGCACGCACCGCUUCACUCUGUCCAACGGCGCACAGCUGACAGUCUAUGUCAGUCCAUACACCCCAUCAACAAACGACUGGGCAUUCCAGUACGACCCUCAAGUAGACCACGCAUGGGACAUUGGCACGGAUGUGAACGUCGCAAUCACCCACGGCCCACCGAGAGGCAUCUUCGACCAGACGGAGUCAAAUACGAGAGGAGGAAGUGCCAGCCUGUUCCGUGCUAUCGCGAGGGCUCGACCUCAGAUGCAUUGCUUCGGACACAUGCAUCCCGGCUGGGGAGCAAAGCUCGUGACGUGGCGAGAGGAGAUGAGCGAGGAUGUCGAGGUUUCGCACUUCACCGCCAUUGGCAAUGAUGAAUCGCAGCUCAUUGAGAGCCUUGCUACACUGCAGCCUCGGAAGUUCGACACCGAGGAUGUCCGUGCGGAGAAGGCUUCGAGACUGGAGACCCUUGCGAAGAAGGCUCAUUGUGCAGCGGCAAAUGCGGACGCCAUUGAGGGCCGCACGCUGUUCGUCAAUGCUGCCAUUGAAGGGAACGUGGAGUGGCCCAGGCACUUGCCAUGGAUCGUGAACCUUGCAUUACCGAGAGCGACAGUACGAAGUGAUGUUGUCACCUUGAAGAAGAGCCACUACGUCUUCGCGUCGACAUCCAUGCAUCGUGUGCUGUACAGUCGCCAACAGGUACCUAUCGGCAGAGUCCUCUCAUUCAGGACCGUCAAUGUCUUCAGCGCGCACCAGCACGCACAUCCGGCGAAUGCUAGCUCCAGUGGCCAGGUUUGGAGUUUCGACUUGAGAAGGACUGCCAAUUGUGUGAAUCCGCGCGUCUCUGCUGUGUGGAAGCCGGAGCCUCGAGCGAACUUGAUCGGUCGUGCCACGUCCAAGACGAGUCGCACUUUGAAGGGCGCUGACUUCGAUGGUUCUGAAGAGGCUGGCACUUCUGCUUGGCCGAUUGCGGUAACCCACUGUUCGAACAGCGGUGCAACGACAUCAUCGCCGACAUUGACGUUAGCCGCGACUGGAAUUUCGUCGUUGCCUAGGAGAGGCCAGUAG